CCAUUUUAAUCAGCGUUUGGACCAAAACGUUCAAAAAUAAAUUCACUACUGUACGUUAUGUAGGCAUUAAAACAUCUCUACGCUGUAAUACACAUUAUUUAAGAUCAAUAUACUAACUAGACUACGUAUUCAAAUUACACGUGGAAAAAAUAGAUCUGUACCGAUUUUAAAAUUAGAAUAAAAUGACUAAUAUGUUAAUAUAAACUUUAAAACAACACCAAAAUACAGUCCGAGGUGUUUCCUCAUGAUAACAAAUAUUCCACAUGACGAAAUGCUUUCAAGCCACGUAUUUGGGUGACGAGACCACACGGGGAAUUAUCCGGUAAAAUAUUCCAAUAAAACAGAGUCCAUAUGAAUAAAUAAUGAAAGAAUAUGAAAACGACGCAAUAAACCCAAACACGAACGACGUCACAAGCAAAGUCGCUCUUCGAGUUCAAGGGGAGCCAAAAAUGAUUAUCCCAUUGAACGCAGUUACGUCGUCAUUGUUGUAAUCCAAUGUGGGGUCAUUAUUGUUAGCAACCGCAACGUCAUAAUAAAUAAAAAUAAAGUUAGUGACCAAAAAAGUGGCCGGCGAUGGACUACAACUACAAAUGAUCUUCAGAAAUUCCACCCAGUUCACACAAAAAGACAUGACAUGAACAACUGAAGUACUUAUUCGCUGAAAAGCUGCUUUAGCAAGGUGUGGCGUGGGUGGUGGCGGGGGGCGUGGCUCAGCAGGAUGGAGACAACCGCUUCAUUCUGCUAUUACUUCAAGCACCCGUGGUCGCGUAUCACGGUGGCCUACCUGGUGGUCUUCUUCAACUUCCUCAUCUUCGCCGAGGAUCCCGUGUCCCACAGUCAGACGGAGGCGUACAUAGCGGUGGUGGGCAACUGUUUCUCUUUCCUUUUCAACAAGUACCCCGGAGCUGGGUGGAGCGUCCUCAAAGUGGGGUGCUGGUUGCUGGCCAUUCUCACCGGGCUCGUGGCUGGGAAGUUUGUCUUCCACCAACUGCUCUUUGGUCGAUACCUGCGCCUGAAAGUCUUCCGUGAGGAUCACGGCUCCUGGAUGACCAUGUUCUUCACCACCAUCCUCUCCCUCUUCUUCUUCUCACACAUCUACAACCUCUUCCUGAAGGCUGGCAGCAUGGAGUCUCUCAUGGUGACGGAUGGCAUGGGCAUCAAGAACGCGAGCUUUAUGAAGAUUGCUGCAGUGGGCACCUGGAUGGGGGACUUUGUUACUGCGUGGAUGGUGACAGAUAUGAUGCUUCAGGAUGAGAACUAUCCGCAGUGGGGGAAAGGCGCUCGAAGGUUCUGGAAACAAGGCAACAAUAGGAUUGUCCUCUUCUGGACCGUGCUGGUCUCCCUGACGUCAGUGGUGGUUGUCGCCAUCAGUACCAACUGGAUCUGCUGGGACUGCCUGAACCGAGGCUUCCUGCCCAGCGAUGAGGUCUCCAGAGCCUUCCUGGCCUCAUUCAUCUUGGUCUUCGACCUCCUCAUUGUCAUGCAGGACUGGGAGUUCCCUCACUUCAUGGGGAACAUGGAUCUAAAUUUGCCGGGACUGCCCACGGCGCAGUUGAAUUUCAAGCUUCCCGUCUGCAAAUAUAUCGUCAAAGAGGAGUAUCGCAUUCAUAUCACAGGGAAGUGGUUCAACUACGGCGUCAUCUUCCUGGUGAUGAUUUUGGACCUGAAUAUGUGGAAGAACCAGAUCUUCUACCAGCCGUAUGAGUACGGUCAGUACGUGGGGCCUGGCAAGCAGAUCUUAAACGUGGAGAAGGCCGAAACACUCAGGAAGUUCAACCGCAGCACGUUGACUUACGAGUGGCGCACCAAAAACGUGGACCCGAGCACCAACCGGCCCUACAUGGAGCAAGACCUGUCCCUGCACAGUCGCUACAUCGGCGCCAGCAUGCAAAUCAAGUGCCUGGCCUUCAUCCCCAGCGUGCUGGCGUUCCUCUCCUUCGGCUUCUUCAUCUGGUUGCUGGGCCGAUUCCCCGACCCGGAGCCCUUCGCCGAAAACUUGGACACGAGCUACGAGAGGAUGACGAGGAAGUCGCCCUCCGAGUACAGCAAAGAGAUGGGUGCCACCCCCGAGGAACCGCGGGACGCCGGCGACUCAGACAGCCCGAAGCGCUCGGGGACGCCCGUGUCGCUAUUCUUGGACAGGGUGCACUUUGCCAAGACGCCUCCCGCCAGCGACGCCAUCUCCGCGGCAGCGCAAGAGGAGCAUCCCGUCGUGGAUAUCGACCCCGAGACACCCGAGGACUGGGACGCCUCUCACGACAUCCCGUUCCUCUUGUGGCUCGGCGUCAGUCAUGACGCCGCUGAGCCGUAUGAGGAAACCAACGUCUCUCACGACAUCGCCCAACAGUCGCCGUGACCACUCGGUCAAAGCAGCGAGCCACGUAGCAUUUUUUUAACGAUAUUUUCUUACUGCUCUGUUUUGAAACCAAAACUGUUUGACGGAUCUUUCCAAACAGAACUUUGGCACGGUGCCUGCUGUGAUUUAUUUGUGCAUUACCAAUACUUGAGUGCCUUAUAACCGAGGCCUAUUCCUUGAUCCCCACUGGUCCCGUUCAUCCAACCGCAGCGACGGCCGUGCCUUCACUUUUCGUACACUUUGCAAGUCUAAGCCUCUGCGAGUACCUAUCGUGCUUGAAGAUGUCUGAUUUAGAAUCUGCUGCAGUCCUCUGAGACACAUUUUCAUGCCAACUUCACCUCAGAGCUGUAAUCACGGUAUGGGACUCUUGCUUUUUUUUCAUUUAAAAUGCAAUUUCCCGGCCUUUACCGCAACAGCUCCCAGUUCUUGUUUAUUUCUGGAGGUUUCUCCCUUCACUAUCCCCUUUAGGAGGGGAAAAUGCAGGCUUUGUUGGGUUAAAGGUCAGUGAUUACAUUGGCCAGUGUAAAACCUUCAAAAGCUGGAAUCCUGAACUUUUGUCUUCUAUUCAUCUUUUGGUCUGAAAACCAAAUGUCGUCAGCGCGCAAUAAAAACAAAGGAAGUGACCUGCCAUUCCAAUACUUUUGGAACUAAAAGACGAUUUGAGCUGUGAAUCUUUUGAGUCACAAGCAUGGUCACGGAACGAAUUAAACUCGUAUGCCAAGGC
Messenger RNA from Hippocampus comes (tiger tail seahorse), 3080 nucleotides. It is a transcript of the gene tmem117, whose product is annotated as transmembrane protein 117. The transcript has 8 exons. The record is from RefSeq and is a predicted model, not a curated record. Gene Ontology annotation, biological process: intrinsic apoptotic signaling pathway in response to endoplasmic reticulum stress. Bases 719 to 2356 code for a protein of 545 amino acids. NCBI's taxonomy places the organism in Eukaryota, Metazoa, Chordata, Actinopteri, Syngnathiformes, Syngnathidae.